This is a messenger RNA of Sphaerodactylus townsendi, 2287 nucleotides long. It is a transcript of the gene OLFM4, whose product is annotated as olfactomedin 4. The record is from RefSeq and is a predicted model, not a curated record. Lineage: Eukaryota; Metazoa; Chordata; Lepidosauria; Squamata; Sphaerodactylidae. Bases 10 to 1434 code for a protein of 474 amino acids. Gene Ontology annotation, biological process: signal transduction. The transcript has 5 exons.
GCGGUGAAGAUGAAGUUGCCCAGCGCUGUCGGGCUGCUCUUUCUCCUCCAAAAUGCUUUAACCUCCGCUGUAGCAGAGACCACUGUAGCAGAGACCGCAUAUGAGCCAUUUACCACUGUCAGCGGCUCUUUGGACGACCACGGAGUAUGCCAAUGCUCGGUAUACUUGCCGGACACCACGUUCCCUGUGCAGAAGGUGGAGAGGCUGGAAAUUCUGGCCCAAACGCUCUCCGUGAAAUUUGAGCAGGAACUCUCUAAAGUCUGGAAGUAUACAAAGGCCGUCGAAAUCUACGAGCAAAAGAUCCUGAAUCUAACCCUGAAGGUUGAGGCCAUGGAGAAAACCAGCAUUUCUUACACUGAACUGGACUUCCAGCUGGUGAAACUGGAAAUCGCUGAAAUGGACAAAUUGGUCUCUCAGCUGAAGAGCACGCUAACUGGGAGCAAUGUGAUUGUCGAGCAGCUGUACGAAGAGAUUAAGAAUCUGAGCGUCAUGGUGAAUACGCUGGAAUCCCUGGACAAGAACAACAUCCUGGCAAUCCGCCGAGAAAUGGUGGCUCUCCAGGGUAAACUGAAGGAGUGCGAAAGAGACAGAAACCAGACCACCAGCAGCAUCCCUCACUUCCCACCUGGAAGCUGCGGUCAUGGUGGAAUCCUGAACAUCAGCCAACCUUAUGUGAUUCAGCUGAACUGGAGAGGAUUUGCCUUCAAAUAUGGAGCCUGGGGAAGAGACUACUCUCCCCUUUCGCCCGAGAAGGAUCUCUUCUGGGUGGCUCCCCUGAAUACGGAUGGGAGAUACUUGGAAUAUUACAGAUUUUACCGUUCCUAUGACGAUUUGCUGCUCUACAAAAAUGCGAAGGAGUAUCGAAUUCAGUAUGGGGAAGGAAGUGGUACUGCUGUCUACAAAAAUUACAUGUACUUUAAUGCACAUGCUUCAAGAGAUAUGAGUAAGCUGGAUUUAAACACAAACACGGUUGUGGUGAGAAAAACUCUUCCGGGUGCUGCCUAUAACAAUCGGUUCUCUUACGCGGGCGUACCCUGGCAAGAUAUGUCUUUUGCGGUGGAUGAGAGUGGGCUGUGGGUGAUUUACUCAACAGAAGCUAGCACUGGCAACAUUGUGAUCAGCAAACUCAAUGAGACAACUCUGGAUGUGCUCGAUACCUGGCAAACAAGACAGUACAGGCCGUCUGUAUCGAGCGCUUUCAUUGUGUGUGGGGUGCUGUACGCCACAAGGCCGGUCAAUACGAGGAAAGAGGAGAUCUUUUACACUUACGACACAAACACAGGGAACGAAGGCAGAAUGAGCAUCAUUAUAGAUAAAGUGAUGGAAACCAUUCAGAGCAUCAACUACAGCCCCGGAGAUCAGAAACUGUACGUGUACAACGAUGCCUACCUUUUGCGGUAUAAUCUAUUUUUCCAGCCCGUUGCAUCAUUAUAAUUUUCUAUGGAGAUUUAACAAUGCUCGUCUUCAGGAGGGAGCAUGGCUGGGAAAUCAGAGAAAUGACAUUUCUGUAUUUUGGGGGUAUGAUUUAUGAUAUAUUAAUGGGUGCACCAGCAGUCCCUGGAAAUGAUUUUAAUGCUUCUGCCAAACUUUUCAAUGUUUCAUUGAUUUCAAUGGGAAUUAAGCUGAUGCCUAACUUUGCUGUUGAAAUCAGUAUGGUGCAAACUUUAGUUAGGUCAUACUGAGACAAUUAGACUUGAUUGUGGGGGUCCCCAAUGUGGUGCCCACGGUUGGACACCACAGUGCCCGCUGAAAUCUUUCCUGGCACCCAUUUUUAGAAAGUGGGUGGGGGAAAGUGGGACUUCUAAUUGGCUGUUGGAGAUUUGAUUGGUUGUACAGAUUUUUAAAAUGUUGAUUUUGCCCUGUAACUGCCACCACAUCAUAAUUAUCUUCCCUGUGUGAGUGAACGUAGGCUAUGGCAACCAUUUUGUAACUGGCUCAACUUCCUGGGCAGCCAUUUUGUGCCUGAGCCUACCAUGCUGUGUCAGAAUCCCAAAGGUGCCUGAAGGCUCAUAAAGGUUGGGUACAACUGCUUUACUGUGUCAGACCAAUUGUGAUCAAUGCUGUUUACCUAUCAUAAAAGUGAAAAUAGUCUUGUUUUCUGGAUGAGGGAGAAUAAAAACCAUCUUUGGUUGUUGUGUGUUUUCUGGGCUGUGUUGCUGUGGUCUGGUAGUUUUUAUUCCUAAUGUUUCGCCUGCAUCUUUGUUUCUGGGCUUUUCCAAUAUUAUCUGAUUGUGAAAUAAAUUGUGAUAAUAUCUGAUUAUGAAAUAAAUGCACAGUUUGACACUUU